AUGUCUUUUCCUCUUGCAGACUAUCUAACUCAGUUUCUACAACAGAACAAGACGAAUCUCGGUCAUAGUGAAGCAGCAAGUGGGAUAUCAGCAGUCAUCAAAGCUGUACUAGCUCUGGAACACAAAAAGAUCCCAGCAACAAUUGGACUCGAAAAACUCAACCCCAAGCUGCAUCUGGACGAAUGGAACAUGAAGGUUGUGACACAACUUACAGACUGGCCAACUCCAUUGCACCGGGCUAGUAUCAACUCUUUCGGGUAUGGUGGAGCAAACGCUCACGCCAUCCUUGACUCGGUUAAUAAUUUCUUGCCUGGAUACAACGAAUCAAGAAAUGAGCAACCUAUGGGAGAUCCAACAAGGCUUUAUGUGCUACCAUUUUCCGGUUCAACAACUCAAUCUCUCGAGGCUAGGAUCCUUGACCUUUCCAAGCGCUUCAGUCUUGGCGAGACCUACAACUUUUGUAACCUGUGUCACACUCUGGCCGAUCGACGCUCAAAACUGAGCAAGAAGGGCUUUCUUAUCACAAGCGCAGCCACAGCCAAGAACGACUUUAGGCUUGACAACUUGGUCACACCUAAAAAGGUUACGCCAAAGCUAGACUUCGGCUUCAUAUUUACCGGUCAAGGCGCACAAUGGCCUCAGAUGGGGAAAGAGCUUCUGGAGAAGUACCCAUUGUUCUCUCAAACAAUCGAUUACCUGGAUAGCGUCCUUCAGGCCCUUCCAGAAGCACCAGUAUGGACCAUCAAGAACGCCUUGCUCGAGCCGGCUGCCACGAGCAAAGUUGGCGACGCGAGCUUUUCGCAACCGCUUUGCACCGCUGUCCAGGUCGGCAUAGUUAAGCUUUUGCAAAGCUGGAACGUGGAGCCCAGCAUAGUUGCCGGUCACUCGUCUGGAGAGAUUGCUGCCGCUUAUUCUGCCGGUCUACUUACUGAAGCUCAUGCCAUCAUCAUUGCGUUCUACCGUGGCUACGUUGUAACGAAAAUUACCUCAAAAGGCUGCAUGCUCGCGGUCGGUAUGGGUGCUGAUGACGCAGAGGCCAAGAUAGACGAGAUGUCCCUUCGAGAUGAGAUAUGUGUGGCUUGCGUGAAUUCUCCGGAAAGCGUCACGAUUAGCGGAAGCGCAAAGGGUAUCGACAUCUUGGCGAGCGAACUUCAAGGUAAGAGCAUUUUUGCAAGAAAGUUGGCCACUGGAGGCAGGGCAUACCAUUCGUUCCUGAUGAAAGAAGUCGGUGAAGAGUAUGAGAGCCUUGUCAGCAAAGCUAUGACAGGAUUGCCGAUGAACACUAGUCAGGAAGAUGGCAAGGACGCCGUCAGGUUUUUUUCGAGUGUUGGCAAAGGCAGUGAUGCACUUGCCUCAUUCUCUCGUGAGACCAACAACUUCAUACGACCAGCUUAUUGGAGAGCAAAUCUGGAAAAUCCAGUGCAGUUCAGCACAGCCAUCAAGAACAUUGUCGCGACUGGAAAGUACCAUUUGCUUGAGAUUGGUCCUCAUGGGGCUCUUCAGCUUCCCAUCAAGCAAAUUCGAACCUUCCUAGGACUCCCGGAGGACGACCUGCCGUACACCUCUACCUUGGCGCGAGGCAAAGACGCUGAUAUCUGCAUGAAGACUCUCGCAGGAGAAUUGUUCUUGAGCGGGCAUGAGAUUGAUUUCCUCGAAGUCAACAACACUCAAUUCGAUGGUGACAAGCACAACGCUGCUGUAAUCAAUGACUUACCACCCUACCAUUGGAGCUAUACUCAGCUCUUGUGGAACGAACCAAGGUCAAGUGUAGACUUACGCAAUCGAAAGUAUGUUCGACAUGAACUCCUGGGAUCCGAAACUGCAGCAGCAAAUGGCAUUGAGCGCUGUUGGAGAAACAUCUUCAAGCCAUCAGAGGUCCCUUGGAUAGAUGAUCACCGGCUGGAGGUCCAGGUAGUCUUUCCCGCAGCGGGUUAUCUUGCAAUGGCAAUGGAAGCGCUUUCGCAAAUCAAGCUUCGGCAUCCUGAUCAGGAUAUCAGACCAUCGUUCACCUUCCGCAACGUCAAUAUUUCGUCGGCGCUGGUGGUCACAGAUGGUGAUCAGGAAACUGAGCUUUUCACCACGAUGUACGAAGAGAAGAUUUCCAAAGCGUCCACAUCCAGCAUCUGGUACGACUUCUCAAUAUCUUCGUUCCAAAGCGGUGCCUCGAUCUCGCACUGCGUUGGAAGCAUCAGUGUGAGCAUUGUACCAUCUGAGAAGACCGGCGCUACGACUGUCGACGCCACCAACUAUGACAAAUGGGCCAUGGGCAGAUGGUAUGAAAAGUUGGCCCAUGAAGGACUAUGCUUUGGCCCUGCUUUUCAGACUCUAACUUCCAUGAAGACUGACAAGGCGAGGGUGAAGCCUGAAGCCCUUUCAACUACCAAGUUGUUCCAGAGAGUCCCAAAAUCGACAAAGUUCCCCGGGACUUAUUAUGGUGUUCACCCACUAGUCGUUGAUGCUUGUCUCCAAGCUGCAAUCAUGGGGGGAACCGCUGGUGAUGUCGGCAAUCUCAAGGCCUUCUUGCCCGUAUUCUUCGGUCACCUGCAAAUUUCCACACCAGAUGCUGACCGAUUGGGGUCCGAAGUCUCUAUUCACUCUCAGUCCCAGACCACGGGGUUUAGCACCAAGAAGAUCAAUGUCACACUCAGAGAUGACAAAGAUGAGGUACUUAUUGACAUGUCAAACACCAGACUGUCAUUAUACGUCGGCAAGAUGGAUGAAGAGAUUGAUCCAUCCGAGGCUAAUAGGCAUCCGACCUUGCGAGUGGUCUGGAAGCCAGAUAUUACUCGUCUGGAUGAAAGUUGCAGAACAGAUUUGGAUGCCUACCUGGAGCAGUUCCUAUCUUCCCACCACACCCUUCGCGAAAAUGUGAGUUCGGGUGUGAUGGCUGGCUUGGUGGAUCUUGCCGGGCAUAAAAAUCCACGACUUCGCGUUUUGGAAGUGGGGAGAGACUGCGAUUGCAAGACUAAAGGAUUCCUUGACAUCUUGGACAACAAAUCAGAUUUCCCGCGUUCGCGGGAGUGGCACAUUGGCAGCUUCUCAGAUGGUGAAUUAGUCACUCAUCCAGCCCAUAUCCCUGACAAAGUUGAGAAGACCAAGCUCGACGGUGACAAAAUCCCUACCUACGAUAUGGUCGUGAUGCCUAAUAAGUCGACUACGGGCGAACUAUGGCAAAACAUAGCGGACAAUCUCUCAAAGGUCCUUAGCCCACAGAGUAUCUUGAUCGGCAGAAGUUCUGCUGUCGCAGGCAAGUGUCUGAAAGAGUCUGGAUGCAAGGUCUUCAACCUGGUAGGCGGCGUCAUGCUCGCUAUAACGCCUCAAAAGCCUCGGAAACUGGAGGGGAAACAGAUCAUCCUUGUCGAGCAGUCUUCGUCCCCAUCAGAUCUCUCGAAAGAGAUCAGAGCCCAUUUCGAUGGCAUUGUUGGAGCUGAAAAUGUCAAAUCUUAUUCGCUAAAGGACCUGGAAAAUCUAGAGUUGCCUCCAAAGUCUGUUACCAUCUCACUCCUGGAAUUGGAGAAGCCACUGUUGGCCGUAAUGACGCCAAAGGAGAUGGAUCUGGUGAGGAAGAUAACCGACACGACCACCGACCUCGUCUGGUUGACUGGAGCCUCUUACAUGGAUGGAUCUGCGCCGAGUUUGUCGUUGGCUAGUGGGUUGUCUCGAGCCUUGAUGCUGGAACAGCCAUCUCUUCGGUUCGUUAUCCUGGACAUCGGAGUCUCUGCACACAUGUGCAAGUCAGACCAGACCGGUAUUUGCAGCAACAUCGAUAGAGCACUUUUCGCAGAUGACGUCCCGGAUGACAAGGAGUUCGUUUUGAAGAGUGGUCUUCUACACAUCAGUCGCUUUGUGCCCGAUGCUGGUUUAAACACUCGUUUCAGCCAAAGACGGAACCAGCAACCGAGCGAGAUGACGCUCGAAGCGGCGUCCCCAGCUAAGCUUGAGAUCAAGAAAGUUGGUAUAAUGGACACCAUAUACUUUCAACAAGAGUCAGAGACCGAGAUAGAGCUUCCAGACGACCUGGUUGACAUAGACGUGAAAGCUGUCAGUCUCAAUGCAAAGGUAUGA
Letharia columbiana is the source of this 4065-nucleotide messenger RNA. RefSeq lists its product as uncharacterized. Gene Ontology annotation, biological process: secondary metabolite biosynthetic process; fatty acid biosynthetic process. NCBI's taxonomy places the organism in Eukaryota, Fungi, Ascomycota, Lecanoromycetes, Lecanorales, Parmeliaceae. Gene Ontology annotation, molecular function: fatty acid synthase activity. The coding region runs from base 1 to 4065 and encodes 1354 amino acids. The transcript is spliced from 5 exons. The record is from RefSeq and is a predicted model, not a curated record.